UUUGCCUUCACGCGUUCCAUCAUGUCUUCGGCGGGAAUCUCUCUAUGGCGUCGAUUGGUUAUGCGCUUGCGCCGCCCAUCUUAUUACGUUGGCCAAGACUUUGACGGCAAUCGUUUCUAUGAGUAUCCGAGUCUGCUGGACGACCCCCGUCCGCGACGAACUGUGAAAUACCGAGAAUCCGAAGACGUCUGGAAAUACAUCGGCGGACAGAGGAAACUUUCAGUGCAAUGGUCAGCUUGGCUAACGCAUACACGACCAGACCCCCCGACACCAGAGGAACUGCAAGCCGAUCUUAUUCGGCGAGAGCGCUUGAGGAGAAAUGUCGCAAUGAUAGAAGCUCGAGACAAGGCCGAAGACCAGCUACGUCUGGCCGAAAUAGCUUCUCUGCAACAACAAAUACCCUCCCCGCGCAAUGCCCCGCCUCUUGCAGAACAUCCGGACCACUCGGAACCGCUCGUCUUGACCUCUGAGACGGCCUCUGCGCCCUCCGGGCGCAAGUCCCGGGAUAUGGAAGAUACGCGACCAUCUCCCCCUCCAGAGGAAACACAAGCGUGGUCGCCACAAACGGUCGCUCGAGGCGGGUAGCACUGCUUGUUCUUACGGUUACCAUGGACAGUCAAAUGUACCAUGGUUUGCCUCGAAGCUCUUCCUAAUACCAGAAGAUAGCGACUCAAGCGACUGCAUGCAUCAUCUCAGCAUCCAAAUCCGCCACUUGAACUCUCGGGUCUAUGCUAAUGGAUACAAAAGCACGACUCGGAGCUGGCCCGAAAUAGGGGACAUGUGCCCCACGGAGAUUUGCUGAACGGUGAAUGAACGAAUGAACGAGUCGACAGAGAGCUCCUCUUGUUACGAAAUGCCAAUCGCGCAAGUGGACGACUGGCACAACGGAAGGUCGAUGAUCAAAGUUCUGAAUAUGAUGUCAAGAUCCAAGCCUUGGCCAGCCAUGUAAGAGAUCAAACUAAGAGAAUCCAACAGACUGCAAGCUAUAGCCCAGAGAAAUAGAGAUAAGACAUUCAGAUGAUACAAAAUAAGCGUGUUCGUGUGUAAACGCCGAAUACUACAAUGAUUCCCCGAGAUUAGCCCUCAUACGUUGUCUGACAACGUCUAAACUAUCUUUCAAAGACUUGAUGUUCGUUUGUCCUUUGAUCUGAGAGGCAUGAGCACCGAGCUCUCGAGAUUCAGGGACACGCACCAGCCAAGCAUCUAAUGCAGCGGGACCGUGCAGUGCUUCGCGUCGAAUUUGUUCCUUGAGGCAGGAAGAGCAACGAGUGAGCCACGGGUAUCAAGAAGACAAAGACAAGCACCCACGUCUGACAGUCCCAGGCCAGUUAUAGCCACGACUUGUGCACGUCAGAUGCUGGAUUGACCUGAGGAGAUCAACUUACUGUAGCAAGGAGGCCAGCCUCGCGCCCGUUCCACCUUACGCAUCUCCUUCGCAGCGGUCUGUUAUAAAAGUCAAGCAAUCGAAAGAACAAGAGCAGAUACUGCGCACAACACCGUCCAUUCUGUUCGAAU
This is a messenger RNA of Mycena citricolor, 1515 nucleotides long. The record is from the annotation of a GenBank genome assembly. Lineage: Eukaryota; Fungi; Basidiomycota; Agaricomycetes; Agaricales; Mycenaceae.